AUGCAUAACCCUGUCUUAUCGACUCGGUUACGGACAACAGUUGGUCUCCUCGCCCUCUCCCUCUACUCUACAACAACAGCGCAAUCCCCUAUAUCUGUCGCCCGCCCAGCCUUCAUCACCCUCAACAAUGAAAGCACCCUCUACAUUCAAGGAGGGCGCGACUACAACGACGGCAAGGCCACUGCCUCCAACCAAUUCUUUUCCCUCGACCUCACACAACCCACCUGGGAAGCAUCCAAGCCUCCUUGGACACCCAUCAGCAUCUCCAAUGGUGUAGCACCAGGACUCACUACUUUUGGACACUCUUUUUCAGUCUCACCUGAUCAACAGACCCUCUCCCUCUGGGACCCUGUCGACCUCGAUGCAGCUGCCCCUAAUACCCCUGGUGUGUCUGGCAACAUCAGUCUUACCACGAGAAUGUGGACACCCUUUUCCGUCCCCAUGAAGAUGAACCAAUCCGAGGGAGGGCUCCAGGCUGUGACACACCCAAAGACAGGACUUGUCUACACCCCAACAGGAUACAACAACACCGACAUGGCCAUAUACGAUUUUAAAACACACACUGUCACCUCUACACCCUUACCCCCUCAGAUCUUUGGUGGUUGGAGGUUCUAUACCUUCAAUUGGAAUGAGCUCCGGGGGACGUUCUUUCUUUGGGGUGGACAAGGGAAACCAGGAACAUCGUACUUUUACGAGUUUGAUGCUACCAAAAUGCAGUGGACCGAGAUGAUCACAAAAGGAGCAGUGCCGCCUCGGUUGAGAGCCGCCUGCAUGGCUCCGGCGUACGGAGGAGCCAAAAUGGUUCUUUUCGGCGGUAAUCCUCCUGGCGAGGACUCAAUCGGAACUCUGUACAUCCUCGAUGUCCCUUCAAUGACAUGGACUCAAGGCCCUAGCAUCGAUCCAUCACAGAACCGCUCUCAGUUGGCCUGUACAGUGAGCGGCGACAGUUUCAUCGCUUGGGGUGGAAUCAGGUUUACUCCAGGCUCAUCAGGAAGGCCAACUCUGCCAAUGUCAUCGACCCCGCUCAUCUACAACAUUUACACAGGAGAGUGGACUACAAAAUAUGUCCGCGGCUCGCAUCCCUACUCGGGCACAUCGCCACCAGGUGGAAAUGGAAGUGGAGGAGACGAAGGGGUAGGAGGGAGUCGAUUAAAAGGAGAAGGUGAGGAAUCAGGAGGAGGCACCAAGCACAUCGCUGCGAUCGCCGGGAGUGUGGCAGCAGUGUUGGUCCUCCUACUGGCCAUCGCUUUCUUUUUGUUGUACAGAAGGAGUCGCCGUCGUCGUCGCCAUGAGAUGGAUCAGAAGCACCAUCAGCAUCAGCCAGAGGAAUUCUGGCCAUCAGCUGAAUCGAGUACAAGGACAGUGGUGCCUAAGGUCAUGCCCAAAGUCGUGCCUAAAGCCGCGCCUCCGACAAAGUACAUCCCCCGAAUGGAGACAGACAGAUAUGUGUCGGAAGCAGGGAACAGGAACAAGAACCAGCUCCACAUAUCCCCCCCUUUGAAUCUGCAACAGCAGAUGUAUGGAACCCAGACCUACUCGAACAGCAGCACCCUCGACUCCCUUACACACCCAUAUCCGAAUUCUUCUCAUCUGCAUCCUCGUUCGGGCAACUACGGCUCGCCACCUCCUUCACCAACACAUUCAUACACCAAAUCAUCAACACCAUCACCAGUACCACUUUACCCCAUCGUGAACACCUCAAGUCUCAAGCGGACCAACCUAUCAAGGCAACAACAACAGGAAUACUACCAGCAACUCCAGAAACAGUUAGAGGCACGACAGUGGGAACUUGCACAUUACCACGACCAGCAACGUCUAUCUAGCGAUUCACAAUACACCUUCACGGCCUAUUCGCGUAACCCACUGGAUGAUGGCAUGGCGUCCCCGACAGCCAACACUCGACAGUUGCGGAUGCAGAUCAGUGCCCUCCAGACGGAGUUGAAGAGAUUGCAUGCCAUUCUUCAUCCGUAA
This is a messenger RNA of Linnemannia hyalina, 1971 nucleotides long. The record is from the annotation of a GenBank genome assembly. Lineage: Eukaryota; Fungi; Mortierellomycota; Mortierellomycetes; Mortierellales; Mortierellaceae.